Molecule: messenger RNA, 909 nt
Organism: Lathyrus oleraceus (garden pea)
Lineage: Eukaryota; Viridiplantae; Streptophyta; Magnoliopsida; Fabales; Fabaceae
Exons: 1
Coding region: 1-774 (257 amino acids)
Cellular component (GO): plastid
Source: RefSeq, a predicted model, not a curated record
AUGGUCAUCAUGUAUCCGUUAUUGCAGCAUCAUGUUAUGUUUAGGAAUACUUGUUGCAUGAAGCAAAAUCAACAGCGGCAGUAUGCAUCGUUGAGAAGCAAUGAAAAGCAGCAGCAGCGGCAGUAUGCAUCGGCGGCGGCGAGAGACAGAGUAAUAGAUUUCGGUAAAUAUAAGGGGAAGAUGCUGGGAAGCCUUCCAUCAAGCUAUCUGAAAUGGGUUUCAAAAAACUUACGUGCACGGGAUUUUGAGAAAUGGGCAAUUCUUGCCGAUCAAGUCCUUGUGGACCCAAUCUACAAAGACCGCAUCGAGUGGGAGUUUGCUCUCAAUGUGUUAGAAAGAAACAGAUCCGGUGAGCCCGCAGUUUCUCAACUCCAGGACAUAAGCGACAGGUUUGGUUGGGAUUAUCUUGACAAACUUGGUUGGAGCAAAGUUGAUUUCGACCUUCUAGGCACUUCUAAUGGAGGGAGAAUUCCGAGAGUAGACAAUCGAAGGGACGCCGACGCCGACGCCAGUCAACCCAGUCUCCCACCUGCUACUACUAGUAACAAUAGACCCAAUCUCCGACCUGCUACUACUAGUAGGAGGAUGGAGAGAAGAGAGAAACUGAAAAUGAGAUCGAGGACGACACAUGAAGAAGAAGAAGAAGAAGCGCAGCAGCAGCACAAGGACAAGGACGAUACUGUGCCUGCUGCUGAUAUUAAACAAAUUGCCAACCCAUUCCCUGGACGUCAGGCUCUCCUCCGAAAAGCCAUCAACUAUCGCGCACAAUCCUAAACAACUUUCUAUCAUCCAUCUACUCUAAUUAACUAAUUCCAUUUUUUCUUUUUUUCUUUAAUUAAGAUUCUUGUAAACACGCAUUUUGUUAUCCGUUUACUCUUAUGAAUAUGUGACUUAGAUGUUUAAAAUCAA